This is a messenger RNA of Mesorhabditis belari, 3450 nucleotides long. The record is from the annotation of a GenBank genome assembly. NCBI's taxonomy places the organism in Eukaryota, Metazoa, Nematoda, Chromadorea, Rhabditida, Rhabditidae.
AUGUCGGGUAACAACGGCAAGGAAAAGAAGUACGAUGCGAGCAACGACAAAACGCUGAAACAGGUCGUGAAAGGCGAAUCUCCCUUGUGGAUUCGUUUCGUCAUCGGAAUUCUUCGCGUUUGGUUUGUCAUCUACGAUUGUCUCAAUUACAUUCCCUACCAACUCUUCAAUUCGCCUGCAGAGAAAUUGCGCAAAUCGGGCAGAACCAAGGCUAAAUGGGUUGACGAAGAAGAACGAGAUGGGCCAAUUGAAAAUGUUGAUGGAACGAUUGCAAUGGAUUACCCUGGAAAAGAUACCGCAGACAAACUAUGGCGUCACGUUGUGUCAAUUUACGGAGAUAAGGACGCACUGGGAACACGCCGAUUGUUGGAAGUGGUGCAAGAAAAGCAGCCAAAUGGACGUCUCUUUGAAAAAUGGAGCCUUGGUGAAUACGAAUGGAUGUCAUACAAAGACGUCGAGCGAAAUGUUCAACAAUUGGCCGCUGGCAUCAAGGAUCUUUCCGCGGGAUUGGACGAUCCAAAAGUGGUGAUUUAUGCCGAAACACGCGCCCAUUGGCUUAUUGUCGCGCUUGCCUGUUUCCGUGCAAAAGUGACGGUUGUGACAGUUUAUGCUACAUUGGGAGAAGAGGCAAUUGCUUCUGCAAUCAACGAGACUGAAGCCUUCAUGUUGGUCACUUCCGCGGAACUUGUCGAAAAGAUUGGAAGUAACAUAUGCUCCAAAUGUCCAACCGUGCACACGCUGAUGUAUUUUCCACCUGUUGAUACUACGUCUUCUGGCCCAGACCUCGAAGUUUAUCGAAACCAAUUCAAACACAUCUUCACGUUUUCCGCUUUGAAAGAUCGCAGCGCUAAACCAAUUUUGGAGUCAACGGCUGAACCAAGCGAUCUUGCCCUCAUCAUGUACACAUCUGGAACAACAGGACAGGCAAAAGGAGUGAUGUUGCUGCAUUCAAAUCUUGUUGCUGCAAUUGCUGGACAAGGAAACGGAGUGAAGAAAAUAUUGACGGAUGCGGAUACUUACAUCGGAUAUCUCCCAUUGGCGCACAUUCUUGAGAUGGAUGCUGAAUUGACGGCUCUUUCACGCGGAUGUCGUGUCGGCUACUCUUCGCCCCUAACGCUUCACGACAGAGCUUCAAAGAUUUUGAAAGGAACGCAUGGGGACUGCUAUGCCCUCCGUCCCACUGUCAUGGCCGCUGUUCCGGCUAUUAUGGACCGAAUAUUCAAAGCGGUGACAGAAGAAGUUGCGGCCAGCCCACGAUUCAUGCAGGAAUUGUUCAAACUUAACUAUGAACGGAAGCGCGCUCGUUAUCAAGAUGGAUAUUGUUCGCCGUUCCUCGAUCGAAUCAUCUUCAAGAAAAUCCGCAAGCUACUGGGAGGCAAACUUCGAGGAGUUCUAUCUGGCGGAGCACCGCUGAACCCAGAAACUCAGCGCUUUAUGAACAUCUGCAUGUGUUGUCCAGUAAUUCAGGGCUAUGGCUUAACUGAAAGUUGUGGCGCUGCGUGUAUUGCUGAUACAGAAGAUCUUUCAACCGGAACUGUUGGCCCUCCAGUGCGUUGUGCUCGGAUCGCUUUGCGGGAGUGGAGCGAGGCUGGGUAUUCUCCAUACAGCGAUCCAUCGACUGGGGAAAUUCUCAUCUCUGGACCUCACAUUGCUGCUGGAUAUUGGAAGCAACCCGAGAAAACACGUGAAGAUUUCAUCGAGCACAAAGGACUCCGCUACUUUGCAACUGGAGACAUUGGAUUGAAACGAGAUGAUGGCUCGCUAACAAUUAUCGAUCGCAAGAAAGAUCUCGUCAAGCUUUCAAGUGGCGAAUAUGUUUCCUUGGCCAAGGUUGAAUGUGCUCUGCUGAACUGCCCAAUCGUUGACAACAUCUGUGUCUACGGAAACAGCUUGGAAGAUUCUACUAUUGCCCUUGUUGUGCCAAAUGCUAAGCACUUGCAAAAGAUAGCUGAAGAGGUUUCGGUCACUUCUACUGACAUUGCAACACUUUGUCGAGAAGACUCUGUGGUGAAAGCUUUCAAGAAGAAAAUGGAGGAGCAUGCAAUCAAAAACAAACUGCACAAGUCGGAAAUCCCAAGUGCAAUUCACUUGUGUGAAGAGGAAUGGACUCCACAAUCUGGCCUUCUUACGGAAGCCCUCAAACUCAAGCGCAAGCCCAUCGAGAAGAAAUAUGAAACCAUGCCUCUGCAGCCAAACCGAAGGAUCUUCUUUAGUGGAGCCAAAGAAACUGAACGAUUCAAGAAAAGCUACCAAAAAAGUAGAACGGAAACGACAGAUGAUCGUGAGACCAAUAAAACAAUGGGAAUGCAAAUUCUCACUCGUGCCGAUAAAGAACGAGCAAAAAGCCCAGUAGAACAAAAGCCGGAAACGUCAACAAGUGUUAUUCAUUAUCCUCAACUGACGCGCCGUCCAAUCUCAACUGAUGUCGCUAAAACCGGCGCUAAAUCUACGACUGGGGCGACUACAUUGGCAAAUGUUAGCAAGACGACAGAGCUUCCCCAAAUGACUGAUGGUAUUCGACUUAUUGGAGAGCAUCUUGAAUUCUUCGAUCAAAUAAAUGAAUAUCUUUCGGACACAAACGCGUGUUACUCUGUCAUUGGAGCGAUAGGUCCACAAGGAGUAGGAAAGUCCACUCUUUUGAGUAUGAUUGGAGGCAACACAUCACAGGAAAUGUAUCGACAAUAUAUCUUCCGGCCGUGCUCACGAGAAGCAAUUGAGGGAUCAAGACACCAAACUGCAUGCGUUUACGUUUAUGUAACAAAAACAAGGAUGAUUUUGAUAGACUGUCAGGCUAUGAAUAGUGGUUCGUUAUUGGAUGAUGCGAUACGUUCAAAUAGAGGAGGAAUCAAGAUCGAUGAUCGUCUGGAAGUUGCGAAAAAUAUGGAGGUGCUACAAAUUAUUUCAUUUUUGAUCCACGUUUGUCAUGUACUGAUAUUCAACGUUGACUGGUUUAUCGACUUUGAACUAAUAAAAAUGAUUCGAUUAGCUGAAACAUUGCGAGCAAAUCUACCACAAGUCGCAACGCAAUUGUCAUUACCACAGUUGAAUUCAACGCGUAAAGUUUUUUUAAUGAUUGUUCAUGCCCGAGCCAAGGAGGUUGACUGUUUACCAAUUAAUAAGGCGAUGCGAAUCCAGCUUAUUCGAAAAAUCUUUGCUGAUUCAUCAAGGAUUAAAAUUUCGGAAGAUGAUAAUGCAGUCUACUUUUGCACUGAAGAAAUUAAGCUCAGGCAAGAAAAUGCAAACAUUGAGCAAAAGGUGACGGAGAGAGCACUACAAGAAAAUUUUGAUGCUACGAUGUGCAAGCUGCGCCCGUUGUUGGCUACACUAUGCAGUGAACACUUUACGAAGGACAACGUGCCAUUCUCCGAAAAGCAAUGGUUACGAAUUGCAAAGCUCAUUUGGAGUGAUUCAGCAUUCAACUCGACCGCGGCACGUUUGGCACAAUGUAUU